AUUGAUGCCCUUAGCAAAAAAGUCAGCCAACGACUUGGAGUUCUGCGUCGUGUUAAGUAUUUGCUGCCUCUACAUGGUCGUUUGGCGAUAUAUAACAGUCUCAUUUUACCGUUAUUUGAUUAUGCAGAUAUUGUGUGGGGGAACAAGAACAAUAAAGUCCUAAUGCAUAAUCUCCAGGUUUUGCAAAAUAACGCAGCAAGAACUAUACUGGAUUAUCCCAAAUACUUUUCCGGUACCGAAGCCCUCGCACAGCUAAACUGGAUGCCUCUAUCAGAACGUCGACGCCAACAUCGUUGUAUUG
This is a messenger RNA of Paramuricea clavata, 301 nucleotides long. The record is from the annotation of a GenBank genome assembly. Lineage: Eukaryota; Metazoa; Cnidaria; Anthozoa; Malacalcyonacea; Plexauridae.